Messenger RNA from Jatropha curcas, 3399 nucleotides. Its product is annotated as C-jun-amino-terminal kinase-interacting protein. NCBI's taxonomy places the organism in Eukaryota, Viridiplantae, Streptophyta, Magnoliopsida, Malpighiales, Euphorbiaceae. The record is from RefSeq and is a predicted model, not a curated record.
AAAAAAAAAAAACAAGAAAGAAAGAAAGAAGGAGGCUGUUCUUCAUACGUUUCAUUCUCAGUAUCCAAAACUAACAGAAAUUACGCCUCUCUCAUUCUCUCUCUAUUUCACAUAAACAAAACCCUAAUUUUUAUUUUUAUUUUUAUUUUUCCUCUCUUUCUCGAGAAAAUACUCAAACCCUCAACCAUUUGGUUUCUGCCUCUCCGUAGCACUGAAACUCGCUCUCUCUCCCUCUCCCUCUCCCUCUCCCUCUCUGUCUGUCUGUUCUCUGCUCUGAAAACGCAUUGUUUGGGAUUGGGAAUAUUAACACUUCGAAAGCGGUUAUUGAAACGGUUACGUUUUUGGGCUUUAGCAGCCUUUAAUCAUAGCGCGCUAGGGUUAGUUCUCUCUCUCGCUUUGGCUGUUUCUCCAUCUAUAGUUUCUGUUUUCAAUAUUUUAUUUUUGGAAAUUUUAAAUUAAAUUAUCGUUACUUUCUUCAAACCCUAGAACGCUGCUAACAGAUACGGGUUAUUUGUGUUUAACUAGGGUUUCUAUUUGUGUGCAUUACCCCUUCUGGGGUGUUCACACCCUGAUUUUCUCGGUUGUUUAGGGUUUCCGCGGAAUUCUACUGUUGAUGGGUGUUAAGUGUUCUAGAAUCGGGGAUAUUGUUUUAUUGUCGCUGUAAUUUUUUUUUUGUUGGACCUUUUUAUACCGUUGAUUUCGUUAGAGAUGAGGGUCUAUUGACCUUGUUUGUUUUAUCAUCUGCAAAUCCAUCUUUAAUUGAAGAUGGAGGCGUAGACAGAUAGAGGAACACAGAGACGAAGGGUUUUGGUUAUUUGUCAUUGCCGUUGUUCUUCUGUUCUGGGCUUGUACUAACUUCGCAAUCUGCUUCUUUCAAAAUUAAUUUGUGGUGUUUAAGCCUUAUUAUUGUCACACAUAGAACAACUUUUUUUAUGAAACAUUGGAUGUUUAUUUUUCCAUUGUUGACUAAAAUAAUAAUUGGUGGUGACUGGAGUAUUGAGAUUGGGAAUUACUGUGGAACGGAGAACAGGGUUAGGGGUAGAAGGUAGUAGUUUUGUUUAGAAAGACUGUCAAUUCUGAUAGGAAAGGAGGGGUGAAGAAGGUGAGAGAAGUAUUAUUUUUCUUUUUGAAUCUGAUGAUGUUCAGUAUUGGUACUUAUGGAAAGAAGUGAACCCACAUUAGUUCCAGAAUGGUUGAGAAGUUCUGGAAGUGUUUCAGGGGGUGGCAGUUCAGUCCACCACUUUGCAUCGUCAUCUUCUCUUUCAGAUGUCUCAUCAUCAGCACAUCACACUAGAAAUCGAAAUUCUAAGGGUUUAACUGAUUUUGAUUCCCCCCGAAGUGCUUUUCUUGACCGAACAUCAUCCUCUAAUUCACGGAGGAGUUCCAUUAAUGGGUCCGCGAAGCAUGCAUACAGUAGUUUCAGUAGAAGUCACCGUGAUAAGGAUCGAGAAAGGGACAAGGAGAGGUUGAACUUUGUUGACCAUUGGGACCGUGAUGGGCCUGAUCCUUUGGGAAGUAUAUUGUCAAGUAGAAGUGAGAAGGACACUUUGCGACGUUCUCAUUCUAUGGUAUCAAGGAAACAGGGUGAGGUGUUGCCUCGAAGAUUUGCUGUGGACUUAAAAAAUGGGAGUAGUGGCAACCAUACAAAUGGCAAUGGUUUGUUAUCUGGGGGUAUUGUUGGUAGCAACAUUCAGAAGGCAGUGUUUGAAAAGGAUUUUCCCUCUCUUGGCUGUGAAGAGAGGCAAGGAGUGCCUGAAAUAGGAAGGGUUUCAUCUCCUAGCUUGAGCACAGCUGUCCAAAACUUGCCUGUUGGUAGUUCUGCUCUGAUUGGUGGGGAGGGUUGGACUUCAGCUCUGGCAGAGGUGCCUGCUUUAAUAGGAAACAGUAGCACUGGUUCCUUAUCUUCUGUGCAGUCUGUUGCUGCUUCAGCAUCUGCAUGUCCAAGCGUAAUGGCUGGUCUCAAUAUGGCUGAAGCAUUGACGCAGGCUCCAUCAAGAACCCGUACCGCUCCACAGGUAACUGAGCAGUUAUCUGUCCAAACACAGAGGCUUGAAGAACUGGCAAUUAAGCAAUCGAGGCAAUUGAUACCAGUGACACCUUCAAUGCCAAAGAGUUCGGUUCUCAAUUCAUCUGAUAAAUCAAAGCCCAAAACAGUGGUCAGAUCAGGUGAGAUGAAUAUGGCUGCCAAGAGUAUGCAGCAGCAGUCCUCUGCAUUGCACCCUACCAAUCAAUCUCUUGGCAUACAUGUCAAAACUGAUGCACCAAAGACAUCUCAUGGGAAACUCUUUGUUCUCAAACCUGGAUGGGAAAAUGGUGUAUCUCCAUCUCCAAAGGAUAUUGCAAGCCCUACUAAUAAUGUCAGCAGAGCAGCAAAUAGCCAACUUGCUGCUCCUGCCUCGGUUACAUCUGUGCCUUUGAGGAGCCCAAACAAUGCUAAGCUUUCCUCCUCUGGCGAACGCAAGUCAGCUAACUCAAAUAUGAUUUCAGCUUUCAAUGUGGAAAAGAGACCUUUGUCUCAAACCCAGAGCCGAAAUGAUUUUUUUAACCUCCUGAAAAAGAAAACCUCAAACAGCUCUCCAGCUCUUCCAGAUUCAUCAUCUGUUGUUUCAUCUCCUACUAGUGAGAAAUCUUGUGAAGUGAAUAAGGAAGUGGUCAGUGCUCCUACAAGUCCUCAAGCUAUUAAAGAUGGUGCUGAGUUGACUAGCAAUGGUGGCACACAUGAAGAAGUUCAAAGAUUUUCUGAGGAAGAGGCUGCAUUCCUUCGUUCUCUUGGGUGGGAAGAAAAUUCUGGUGAAGAUGAGGGCCUCACGGAAGAGGAGAUCAAUGCUUUCUAUCAGGAGUAUAUGAAAAAGAAACCAUCCUUGAAAGUCUGUCGAGGCGUGCAGCAAAAGCUGCUUGAAUCUCAUGCAACUGUUUUGGGUGGAGCUUCCUCUGAACUGAUCUCUUCUGACUCUGGCUCAGAAACUUGAUGCUGUUCCAAUGAAUAGAUCUGAGAAAUUCCAAUUUUUGAUGGCAGAUGGUUAGUUUCCUUUUUGUCUCUUUUUAUUUUGAAGAAAGCUGAUGAGUUGCAUAUGGAAGGAAGGUGGAUUUUUGGUUGGAACUCUGCAUUUGCAAAUAGUGCAAUAAGUCACAGGUGCCUUAAUCCUGCCUUCCCAUUAGAGGGUAAUUUUCAGAGUUGGUCGUUGAUUGGGAGAGAGGUUAGGAUAGGGACUAUUUUGUCUGCAGUGGAAGGUGCUGGCGAAAUUGCAUCUUUUGGGGUAUUUUGUUAUUUUUUCUUUUCUUUUCAAGAGGGUUUGAUUCUACAAGAAAAAUGGUGUUUUUGUCAAUUUUACGGAAAAAAGGAAAUCAAAAGUUUCAUUUUUAGUUUAGUUCAUGUUGAUAUAAGUAUCUUUGGAGUUC